AUGUCGGCCGCCCCGAAAGUCGGUGAAGUGACGACGACUUCGCAGGACUUCCCUCCGUAUCUCGACCUGGGUAGUGGACUCACUGCCAAGCUCGACGAACACGACUACGCCGUCCUCGUAGACCAUAGGCUAGAGUUCAACGCCCGUUGCUUGGGAUUCGGCCUCAAGUUUUUCCGGGCGGCGGUGUUGGCCGAGCUCGGCCGCGAUGGCCGGCAGUGGGAGUGGCCGAAGCCUUCUGCUGAAGAGGUGGCGGACAGGCUCGCCGACUGCGAUGAACCCAUUCGAGAUAAAGUGUGCGGCACCGUCCGGGACAGCGACGCGGGCUCUGGCCUCCUAUCAAUGAGCGCGCUGUGCUGGGUGGUGAAGAGGAUGGAUCGCCUGACCGGCGACGACCGUCGCAGUGCGACCAGCAUGGACAAGGUCCUCGUUUCGGGGUUGAAGGAGCUGCGGAUUCGGAUGAUCACAUACAUCAAGGAACACGUCGCACGAAAACGGUCAGGCCAUGUUGGAGUUGCUGCCGAUGCCUGUGACGACGACGCCGCGGAGGCCCCUUCGGCAUCCCAAGCAGUCGGUGUCGCCGACACCAGCGGAGAGGCCAGAGACGGUGUCGACAAGGCAGAUGAGAAGGCAGAAAGGUCUGUGGCGAGGACCGCGGAUCAGGAAAAGGAGGAGGAGGAUCGUGAGGAGCGUGAGCAGGGGCAUGGGCAGGAGGAGGAGGAGGAGGAGGAGGAGGAGGAGGAGGAGGAGGAGGAGGAGGAGGAGGAGGAGGAGGAGGAUGAGGAGGAGGAGGAGGACAAGGCGGCGGCGGCGGCGGAGGCCGUGGAGCAGGGUUUCGGGUCGGUGGAGCAGGUGGCGGAGGGGGAGAAGCAGCAAGAGGGGGAGGAGGAGGUAGAGUUCCCCUGGGCCGAAUUCGAGAUGGAGGAUGUUGAGGGAGCGGCGGCGGUGGCCGUGGAGGGAGUGGCGGCGGCCGUGGAGGGAACGGGUGGGAUGUCGGCGGAUGUUGUGUACGUGCGAGGGGAGGGUGCCGAUGUGGAGAAUGUCGGCGUGGAGGAGGCGCACGUGGUUGGCAAUGUGGUUGGCGACGCGAAGGAGGAGGAUAACGCCGCGGCCCCGACGCCGACGGGCGUGGAGACCACCACAGGGAACGCAGGGGUGGAACGCCGGGGUGGAGCGGUAGAGGCGGGCCGUCAACCGGGUUCCUCAGCAGCUGGUCGGCAGGCAACGCCGGCCGUCGUCGCGCAGCUGCGACAGGAGAACAGGUGGCUGAGGGCUGAAAAUGCUCGUCUCGAGACGGCGCUCGGAGUGGAGAGGGGUCGGGUGGACAGGUUUGCGAUGGGGAUUGGCCGCCUCGUGGACAAGCUCAGGUCGUUGGCCGACCAGGUCGCCGCCUCCGACCAGGACGCGUCGAGUCGGCUGAUGGACGCGUCCUUGACCAUGGCGACGACCGUGACGGAGAACAUCACCGCCAACAUGGGUCAAGCAUGGGAUGCGAUGAAGGCGUACGCCGAGAGGGCGGAGUGCUGGUUGGACGAUCUAGAGAAUCCGGAGGGGUUUAUGGCGGUGCAACGUGCGAACGCGGUCGUCGCCAUGGGCAACCACGUGGACGAAGCGAGGAAGGGAUUGGAGGAAUACAUAUCGAAGCACCUAGUUGCCGCGCAGACCAACAUCGCCGCCGCGGUAACUCAAUGCGUCGCCGUCCCGCCGCCCACGCCGCACGCCCCACCGCCAGCCUUCCCGGACACGCUCAUGAAGUCUUUCAAGGCGGACGUGUUGAAGGCGGUGACUGAGGCCACCCAGCAGUCGUUUGUUGCGUCCGGGUUAAACCUCAUAACCCAGGUGAUCGGCCAUCUGGCGCCUGGUCGGCAUGGGUCGUCGCCGUCGGCCAAUGAGGCCGACAAAAAGGGUGCGAAAAGGGCGGGCGGCGGAGAUGAUGCGUUGAGCUCAAAGCGGAGCAAGGGAGCCGAUGGGAGCCGCGGCGUCGGCCAGGUGGGUCCAGGCGGCUCGCGGAGCAAGGGAGCCGACGGGAGCGGAGGUACGAGCGUGGUCGACCAGCUCAAGAAGAACGGGGCCAAGGUGAUAAGGACGCACAGCAAGGGCGAUGGAAUCAGGAGUGCGGAGGGGGGCCCUGCCGACCAGGUUGCCGCUCAAGAGGCUGGACCAACAGCCCCGCCAUUGGUCGCCGAGAAGCCGGCCAGUCUAGCGACCGCACCAACGGCGAUAGAUGGCGGCGCCAAAACCGUCAAGGGACCGUCCGGCGGAGUGGCGGGGACCACGUCGAUCCCCCGCAACCCCCCUGCGGCUAGCAGCGCGCCGAUCAUCGCCAACAACGAUGGGCCGUCAACAACGAUGGGCCGUCCCUUGCAGCUUCUCCAGCACCAGCAGGCACGUCUGCCGCCAAGCCGCAUGGAGACCCAUCGACAGGACGUGCAGCAGCCUCCCGUGGUCGGUACCGCGCCGGCCACAACAGCACGUCGCUCGGUCACUCCCCAGGUCGCCGCCACAACGUCCGGUCCCCCACCUACCGCGCCUAUCAUCGCCGCCCGUCCUCCUGUGGACCCAAAGUCCGAGUUGCUUCGCGCCCGGUUAGGCGCACGUACUUUGGCAGCGCCCGCACGGGCUCAGCCGGUAUCCAGCUCAUGCGCGACGCGGACAACAACGAUGACCGUAGCUGCACACACACUCGGUGCGGCUACUGUCAAGGCGGUGGCGGAGAAGGGCGUGAGUGCAGCGCUAGCCACGGGCGGCAGAUCAGUUGACCCUGCACAGGCGGCGAAGGACCACAACGACGCCGAUAUCGCUGCCAUCCAGGACCUGUUGGAAGCCGUAAACCGCCCCAAGAAGCCCCCUGUGCUGGCCAUCUUGGACUUGGCGAGUCCCACUGGUUGUACAGCGGAGCCUAAGACGACCACUGCUGCGGUCGGCGCGGGAAAGUCGAAACAGAAGGGGACAGUGGACGCAGGGAAAGCGAGGCCGAGCUCGAAGAAGAAAACACGGGCGACGUCGGCGAUGGUGAAGUCGGUGGAGAAAGGACAGGGGAUGGCGACGGCGAUGGUGAAGGAGAAGGCGGCGGAGAAAGGGAAGGAGAAGGAGAAGGAGAUGGAGGAGAAGAAGGAGAAGGAGAAGGAGGAGAAGGAGAAGGAGGAGAAGGAGGAGGAGGAGAAGGAGAAGGAGGAGGAGGAGGAGGAGGAGGAGAAGGAGGAGAAGGUGGAGGAGGCGGAGGUGGAGGAGGAGAAGGCGGCGAUGGAGGAGGAGAAGGUGAAGGUGAAAGAACGGAAGGGUCAUGGCAUCCGCCACGAGACCACGGGCGACAAGCAAGGGUGGGUGGGCGAGAUUAAGGUGGUCGGGAACGAGAGCAGAUACAUCGGCAAGUCCCGCGAGAAGAUGGAGCUGGCGUACCUUCACUCGAUUGUGUACCUCCUGUACGACGGUUACGUCAGCAAGAUCCUCAUGGCCGAGCUCACCGGCUUGGAGGAAACAGUGAUGAAGCAGUGGAGGGCGGUGUGGAAAGAAGUCCGGUUCUUGCCGACUGGGAUGUGGACGGUGAUAUGGGCACGGGGCGCGUUCCUCCCAAAGACACGGAAGUAUCGAGCGUACAAGACAUUAGGCGAUGCGCACCACGACGCGCUUUUGCCCGCGAUCUGGUUCCCCGUCGAUGCCAACGCGAAGGAAGGGAAGCAGAAAUCGGAUGCAAUGAUGUCGGCCAUGAUUGAUCGCGUGUCCUUGUGCGCGGCGUAUGGGAAGGUCGCUGCAUCCGCGGCGAGAAAGGAGGGCGACACGGAUGAGACGACGGCGAAGGUCGCACAGGCGCUAUCGGCCUCCGCUUGCGCCAUGUGGUGCUUAGUCGAGGGCGACGGCGCCCAGGUGGCUGAUGCCGUGCGCGAAGGGAAGGCGGCGGCGAUGUUGGUCGGCGCGAGCGAGACUACCGCCGCCGAGUUCAAGAAGGUCAUGACGGCGGUGCCGGAGGCCGCGAUCAGCAGGCAGCAACCCCUCGGGGAGGUUGCGCACAACGUUGCACCGGCGCUGGAGUCCACCGCUCUGGCCAAAGCCUAUCCGGGGUUGGAUGUUGAUGCCGAGGCCAAACUGAUCGCACGAGCGACGGUGGAAACCCUCGCGUUCUGGGGAAUGUGCCCCGUGGAUGGGCCGAAACUCAGGAAGAUCGACAUCGCGGUGCCGCUUGACGCGCAGAUGGAGUACGAUAUCGAACACAGGGGGAGGAAGAGGCAGAGGGGCAAGCAGGGCAAGGACAGCUCGGGGAAGAAGGGGAAUAAGGGCAGAGCGGGCAAGGACAGCACGGCGGCGUAG
Closterium sp. NIES-65 is the source of this 4302-nucleotide messenger RNA. The record is from the annotation of a GenBank genome assembly. Lineage: Eukaryota; Viridiplantae; Streptophyta; Zygnematophyceae; Desmidiales; Closteriaceae.